UGGUGUCCUUCACGUCGGGCAGCACAUCCCAUAGAAUAGGUCGAUAGACUCAUAUCAAAAGCUUUGUACCGUCAGAAAUCAAGAUCGCGAGUCGCCACGAACCAAAUCUACAGAGGAGGAGCUUGAACUCGGAUUAAUCAGCUCGACCUGCCUAGAAGCUGCAAGUAAGGGGAAGAGUUCAGAGCCAUGGCGGAUCUUCAAGAGCCCACCAAGGGUCCUCCUACCAAUGCGAGCUUGGAGACCUCAUGGAACUUCCUGAAGACCGGUGUCGAUCGGAUCAUGGUCAAGCUGGAACAUGGAAUGUCAUACUCCUAUUACAUGCUCCUCUAUACCGCUUGCUACAACUACUGUAUCAGUAGCAACAAGCAGCACGAGAUCUCGGGGUAUGGGAGCGUACCUGUGGGGAGUAGCGGGACGGUGAAAGCCGGAGCGCAUUUGAUGGGAAGCGAUCUUUACAACAAAUUGAGCGAUUAUCUGAAGACCCACUUGGCCAGGCUACGGACCGAAUCCGAAAACCUAUCCGACCUCGCCUUGUUGCAAUUCUACACGAAAGAGUGGAAACGGUACACGACGGGAGCCAACUAUGUCAACCGUUUGUUUGCGUACCUGAACCGACAUUGGGUCAAGAGGGAGAAGGAUGAGGGGAGAAAGGGGAUUUAUACGGUCUACACGCUAUCGCUCGUCCAGUGGAAGGAACAUUUCUUCCUGGGGAUGGUCAAGGACAACAACAACCGACUCAUCACGGCCCUCUUGAAGCAGAUUGAGAGCCAUCGGAACGGAGAGCAGGUCGAUGGUGGAAUGAUCAAGUCGAUCGUCGACAGCAUGGUCAGCCUGGGUCUAGAGGACGAACAGCAUCACGGCGGCAAGGAUAACAAGACGCACAUCGAAGUCUACCGGGAACACUUCCAAAAGCCGUUCUUGACGGCCACCGAGAAUUACUACAAGGCCGAGUCUGAAGGGUUCUUGGCCGAGAACAAUAUCAGCGAUUACUUGAGGUUGGCAGAGAAGCGAUUGGACGAGGAGGAGAACAGGGUCAAUCUGUAUAUGCAUUCGCAGACCAAACAGCCGUUGUUGCAACGGGCGGAGAAUGCGUUAGUCACGAGUCAUUUGGCACGGAUGCAGGAAGAGUUCGGACCGUUGUUAGAUGCCGAUCGUCAGGAGGAUCUGGCGAGGAUGUGGAAGCUCUUGAACCGAGUAGACGGAUUGGGCCCUCUUCGAGAGACCUUCCAGGAACACGUCACCAAGAACGGUCUGGACGCCGUCUCUCGGGCCAGCCAGGGCACAGUGGGAGCGGAUGGCAAGCAGGAGAACAUGGAUCCCAAGACUUAUGUUACGGCGCUCUUGGAGGUGUACAAGAAGAACUUGGCGGUAGUCGAGAAGCCCUUCGAGGGAGAUACCGGGUUCCAAGCCGCUUUGGACAAGGCCUGUCGAACGUUCAUCAACAAGAACCCUGCAGCGGCCGAGGCCAACAAGGCGCCCGAGUUGAUCGCCCUAUAUGUCGAUCAGCAGUUGAAGAAGAGCAACAAGGAGACCGCGGACGAGUCCAUGGAGGAGGCCCUCAACGAUUCCAUGACCUUGUUCAAAUACCUGGAUCACCGAGACAUCUUUAUGAGGUUCUAUUCCCGACGACUGGCGGAUCGUCUCCUGAGAGGCACGUCGAUGUCCGAAGAGGCUGAGGGAAGCAUGAUCUCGAAGCUCAAGGAUCAAUGCGGAUACGAUUAUGUGACCAAGCUGCAAAAGAUGCUCACUGACGUAAGCUUGAGCAAGGAGUUGACCGAAAGCUUUAACGAAAAGAUGGCGAACAAUGGCCACGACGACAAAGUGGACUUUUCGGUCAUUGUCGGUGGUUCUGUCAACUGGCCGUUGGCGAGCAAAGCCGUCGACUUCCAGGUGCCUCGAGAGCUGCAGCCAAUGCUUGAUCGAUUCAAGGGUUAUUACAACAACAGUCAUAGCGGUCGUGCCCUGACCUGGAUGUGGCUAUACUCGAAGAACGAGGUCCAGCUGUCUUACCUCAAGCCCAAGAUCACGCUCAUGUGCAGCACUUACCAGCUGGCCGUCCUCAUGCUCUUCAACGAGGAAGAGAGUCUACACUUUGCCGACAUCGAGGCUCGGACCAAGCUGUCGCCCGAAAUCCUUAAACCGGUCAUGACUAUCUUGGUCAAGUCGAAGGUCUUGCUAGUCGAUGGAGACACCUAUGACAUCAACUAUAACAUGAAGUCAAAGAAGGUCCGAUUGAAUAUCAACGUACCGAUGAAGGCGGAGCAGAAGAAGGAGUCGGAUGAGGUUACGAAGGCGGCCGAGGAAGACCGAAAAUACAUCUACCAGGCUACCAUCGUCCGGAUCAUGAAGUCGCGAAAGACUAUGAAGCAUCAGCACUUGAUCAAUGAAGUCUCCCAGCACGUGUCCAAGAACUUCCCGCCAGUAGUUUCGAUGAUCAAAAAGACGAUUGAGCACUUGGUAGACCAGGACUACCUCGAGCGAGCUGAUGGACAAAACGACACCUACAACUACUUGGCAUGAUUGCUGUUUCAUUACCACGACCUUCCUUUGGACGAAAUCUUCUGUUACCACGAUGUAUCCCCGAUGGCGAAUCAUGCCGUCAUGACGACCAAUGUCUUAUUGUCAUACUCUACGAUGUUUCCAGCCGAGCCGAGGCCGUCCCUUAGAUUCGCUUGCGGUGACAACAUGGAAAGAAUCGGGGUUGCAAAAUUUUGUUGUUGUAGUGUUUCGCCGCGAUGAACGCUGUCGCGAAGCACGACUACAACAGAGGGAUUCUACCGUCACCGAUGGGUUCGGAAUUAGAGUUUGGAGCAACAGCGCGAAUCCCUCGGACGGUCGCUUGUCGUUAUUUACACUCAGUCGUUCAGCUCUAGUCCGAACUCCCGAGAAGUUUCUUGCCAAUUCGCC
Messenger RNA from Filobasidium floriforme, 2907 nucleotides. RefSeq names its product Cullin-domain-containing protein. Lineage: Eukaryota; Fungi; Basidiomycota; Tremellomycetes; Filobasidiales; Filobasidiaceae. The transcript is spliced from 20 exons. Gene Ontology annotation, cellular component: SCF ubiquitin ligase complex. Gene Ontology annotation, molecular function: ubiquitin protein ligase binding. Gene Ontology annotation, biological process: SCF-dependent proteasomal ubiquitin-dependent protein catabolic process; protein ubiquitination. The coding region runs from base 187 to 2520 and encodes 777 amino acids. The record is from RefSeq and is a predicted model, not a curated record.